AUGGCAUCAUUCUCCUUCGGAUUCGGCGGCGAUGACAUAGAAGACGACUCCGUUCCCGUCCCGGCCGCCGAGGCCUCCGCGCCCGCCCCGGAGCCCGAGACCCCGCAGUCCGCUGCAACAGCCAGCGCCUUUCCGGUGCCCGGCAAACCCCAGCUGCCGCCCACCGCCCACGACCUGCAGGACAUGCUCUCCAGGCUGCCCUCAAAGGUCGCCUUCGGGACCCUGGACGUCACCCUGGACGACGGUAGCCUCAUCAAGAUCCCUCGUCGCGAGCUCUGGGACGUGCGAGUGCAGCUCAUGGCCGAGGAUGAGGCCGCCGGUGACGGUGCCGAUGCCGAAGGCCUCGGCAGCCACGAUGUCAAGACGGGCGUCUACGAGGGCGGUUUCAAGAGCUGGGAGAGCAGCGUGGACCUCGUCAAGGUUCUCGCCAGUGGCCAAUACUUGGACCUGCUCAAGCAACGGCCUCUCCGAGUGAUCGAGCUUGGAUGCGGCACAGGGCUUCCAUCGCUCGCUCUUUUGCAAUGGACCAUGAGGAAUCCAGCGCCGAGAUCGCCACUUUUGCUGACCCUGGCCGACUACAACCCGACAGUCUUGCAACUGGUCACGUUGCCCAACUUUAUCCUCGCCUGGGCUCUGGAACGCAGGGACCAGAACCCCGCCCUGGAGGAGGCCUUCGCGAUGGGAGACGAGCUCGAACUCACAUCAGAGGUCUUGCAGCAGUUCAAGGAGUUCCUGACGUCUUCCCAAAUCUCUCUCAAUUUCAUUUCUGGUGGCUGGUCAGUGGAGCUUGUUGAUCUUCUCUAUGAGACUCAGUCCAAGCUGGACGGGUCCAGCAGUUUCGAUACCCUUCUUAUUGGAGCGGAAACCAUCUACUCGCCCUUCGCACUUGACGCUUUCAACGAGAUGGUCCUUGCCAUCCUCAAUAGAGAACAGAGCCAACGUAGCAACUGCCAGUCGCAGGCGCUGGUUGGGGCGAAGCGGCUUUACUUUGGCGUUGGAGGUUCACUCGAUGAUUUUGUGGAUAAGGCUAGGGGAAGAGGAGCAACGGUAACUCAAGUCAGGGAGGAGGCUGAGGGUGUUCGGCGAGGUGUCGUUCGAUGCACUCUGGGCUCGCCUCGUGAAUAG
This is a messenger RNA of Colletotrichum paranaense, 1125 nucleotides long. RefSeq lists its product as uncharacterized. Gene Ontology annotation, molecular function: protein-L-histidine N-tele-methyltransferase activity. The record is from RefSeq and is a predicted model, not a curated record. Gene Ontology annotation, biological process: peptidyl-histidine methylation, to form tele-methylhistidine. NCBI's taxonomy places the organism in Eukaryota, Fungi, Ascomycota, Sordariomycetes, Glomerellales, Glomerellaceae. Bases 1 to 1125 code for a protein of 374 amino acids. The transcript is spliced from 2 exons.